GUUUGUCAUAGUGCGCGCUCGACCUCAUCAGCUUUGACAUUCUCGGCUCCUCGCUACUGAAAGCGCAAGAGAGGCAGUGUCAUCAAGUGAACUAUACACCAGACCCUCGCGGCCGUCUUCAUUUUACCGUCAUGAACACUCCAGUCUUCGAACAGCUUCUGGAGGAGGUAGGGGACAGCGGGAGGCACCAACUCGUGCUCUUCUGGCUCUUCGUCGUGCCCAUAAACUUCAUCAUCCCAUGGGUAGCGUUAUUGCCCAUCUUCAUGACCUCUACACCCGAACACUGGUGCCAUGUUCCAGGCCGGCCACCUAAUGUGUCUAUUGAUCAGUGGAAGCAAUUAACUAUCCCCAGAGAACACAAGGAAGGGAUCGGGGAGACUUUCAGCAGUUGCCGGCAGUAUAACCUGACCUCUGGGGUACGAGAAGCCCUUGGCCAAUCUUCCGAGGUCACCCAGUUAACUUCCUCCACUUUCAACGCCUCCUACAGGGUUGUCGGAUGUCAGACGGGAUGGGAUUACGACCACACUUACUAUGAUAUGACCCUCAGCAUGGAGUUGAACUGGGUGUGUGAUAGGUCAAGUCAGGUCGUUGUCUGGAUGUCUGUUGGUUUGGCUGGAAACGUUAUUGGAACCCUCGUCUUGAACUCGCUGUCUGAUCUGGUAGGUAGACUUCCGAUGCUAUUGGUCUCAGCGAUGCUCUACGCGGUGUUCGGGUUGGUACGUCUGUAUGUCAAGGACUACUUGUGGAUAAUGGUGACGAUGUUUCUCGCCUCGACCUCCUUCCCAUCCAUCCUGGAACUCUCCCUUAUCAUCACAUUAGAGCAAGUGUCGCCAGGAUGGAGGGCGCGUAUCACCUCUACAAGCUUCAUCAUGUGGACAGCUGGGAUGUGUCUGCUACCGCUGCUGGCCUGGCUUACGAGAGACUGGGUGCUCCUUGGCGUGAUAACCACCGUUCCCUUCUUCCUCUUAAUCUUAUGCUGGUGGUUUCUACCAGAGUCUCCGAGAUGGAUGCUGUCACGGAACAACAUCGACAAGUGUGCUGAACUGAUGAAGAGAAUCGCCAGGCGGAAUAGAAAAGAAGUGCCGGAGAAACUGGACGAGACCUUACAGAGCAUCGCCAAAACCCACAACUCGGAGAAGAACUACGGAGCCCUGCAGCUCUUCCAGAACUCUACCGUAUUGUUCCGCACCUUCCUCCUCACCGUCUGCUAUUCUUGUUAUAACCUCUUCUACUACGGCCUCACUUACAACAUCUCCAAUUUGAGCGGCAACGAGUUCAUCAAUUUCUUCCUGCUGGCGAUAACGGAGCUGCCAUCAAACCUGCUCGGGUGGUGGAUGUCCGACUUCCUGGGUAGGCGCUGGACUACUGCUGGCUGCAGCCUCUUAGCUGCCAUAACUGCUUUGAUCAACGUCUUCCUCAUUAAUGGAGCUCAGUGGGUACCCAUCCUGGUGUUGAUAAUCAGCAAGAUGUUCGUCACUAUCAGCUUCAUGGUGGUGUACGUGCAGUGUGCCGAGAUAUAUCCCACCACCCACCGUUCUUGUGGCACUGGGCUCUCCUCCCUUGUCUCAUCCAUCUUCGGCACCACUGCUCCCUACAUCGCCUACUCAGAUACAUACGGUUCGUGGAUGCCCUACUUGAUUCUCUCUGCCAUCGGGAUCAUCGGCUUCAUCUUUGCAUCACUCAUCCCUGAAACACUAAAUACUGACCUACCACAGUCACUCCUCGAUGCCAGUAACUUCCUCACCACAGAGAAGUAUUGGUCAUAUAAAGGAAAACGUCUCACGUCCGGAUGUGCCAAUCUAAUGCUCAAAGACAAUAACAGAGACAAGAAAGCUGAAUAUGUGUGAACAAACAGCAAUACAAGAGAACAACAGCAUAUUUCAGGUAUUGUCUCAGCUUCCCGAGUGGUCAAGACAGGAACAGAGAGUGUCUGAGAGACAGACAGCAUCAUUCCUUGAGAAAAAUUAUAGACUGAUGCUAAAACUGAGUGUUGUAUGUACUGAGGAAAAUUGAUAUUAAGAGUACAGUACUGUAUUGAUCAAGGACACAUGAUCAAUAUCCUGGCCUUACAGUAGCUAUAUGGCUGGAUGCAGUGGUUCCUGACUGGUUCACUGAGCUAUGAAUGGCUGCCUCACUUUUUUAUUGAGGAAGUAAAAUUACUAACAAAAUUAAUAAAAUACAGUAGACCCUUGCCAUUUGUGGGUUUGUGAAUCGCGAGUUCGAUGAUUCACGGAAAGCAGAUGGUGGCUACGGUGGCUAGCUUACGACCCCUUUCCCGUAGCACAACGAGUCGCCCCAUGCAGCAUCUUGUGUUGUACUCUCAAAACUUUAGUGUUUCUGUGUGAAAUGGCCCCUAAAAUACUGACUAGUGUCAGUGCUAGUGAUGCUAGUGGAGUGAAAUGCAAAAGGUAGAAGACAGUGAUGACCCUAACAAAAAAGUUGAAUUAUAAGAAGAGUUAAAAGAGAGGUUGAGUGCUGCUGCGGCUGGUCAGUUGUUUGGUAUAGGUAUACAGUAGUGCACUAAGGUAGUAUAAGUUGCUAUUCACGGUUUUGCCUAUUCACGCCAUUCCUUGGAACCCAACUCCUGUGAAUAACAAGAGUCUACUGUACUAGAUAGAAAAAACUAAUAUUUAAUGCCAAUUCUAAUUAUUGGGGAGAAAAUGGUGCCAUACCUUAU
Messenger RNA from Homarus americanus (American lobster), 2677 nucleotides. Its product is annotated as solute carrier family 22 member 7-like. Bases 132 to 1847 code for a protein of 571 amino acids. Gene Ontology annotation, molecular function: transmembrane transporter activity. The transcript is spliced from 12 exons. The record is from RefSeq and is a predicted model, not a curated record. Gene Ontology annotation, cellular component: membrane. NCBI's taxonomy places the organism in Eukaryota, Metazoa, Arthropoda, Malacostraca, Decapoda, Nephropidae. Gene Ontology annotation, biological process: transmembrane transport.